UCUCUACUCUCACAGUCGCCGUUCAACCUCUCCGGCGUUCUUGUUCUCCAUUCUUGUUGUCGUCGGCGACUCAACAGGUAGCGUUCGAGUCUUUCUAGUUGUGCGCUUUGUCUUUUUGUCUUCGAUAUGACGCUUCAGAUUUUCAUAUCUCAGCGACUCCCUUUCGUAUGAAUCAUUUCUAUGAGAUUUGGGCUGGACAAACCUAUUUUAUAUGAAUGAACAUGCAUUCCAUUUUUUUAUUGGGAUUCUUUUUAAUUAAUUCCCUGGCCGGCAUCUGCUGUACUCUACUCAAUUUUGGGAAAAUUACGGUCUUUUUGUGGUGCCCCAGUGGCACUUGGGUGACUUCGUGCUAUUUUAGAUUGCUUGAUACGGCUUGUUGCCUACUUGGUUCGAGCUUUUUUUGAUUGAGAGGGAAGUAAUGGAAAUUAUUCUAAUUCUUCGUACAGACCAACGAGUUUUUUCUUUUGGCCUGAGGAUCAACGAGUUUAAAAUCCAUGAUUUAGUGGCUGGGCGUCAGAGGGGGGAAAAUGCAUAUGAUGUAGCAAACGAUUAAGGCUUUAUCGUGCCAAACAAAAUUAUGCACUAACUAACAAGUUCCAAUGCUUCGAACAAGAUAUAUAACUUCUUACAUUCAGGAAACGUUGAUCACUCAACUAGGAUUCGUGACGUACCCUUCAAAUUCACGGGCUUUUAUAGCUUCUAUGUGUAAUGUUCAUCUUCAAGAAGCUUUGCUACAAAUGGCCCUUAUGGGCCCCCAAAUCAAGUUCAAAGGUUACAAUUCCAUCUUGAAUGAGUGUGUGAACCAAAGGGCCACUAGAGAAGGGCAGAGAGUGCAUGCCCACAUGAUCAAAACUGAUUAUUUGCCAUCUGUAUACCUUAGAACAAGGUUGAUCGUUUUCUAUACUAAGUGUGACUCAUUGGAUGAUGCACGGCGAGUGCUCAAUGAAAUGCCUGAAAGAAAUGUGGUGUCAUGGACAGCGAUGAUCUCUGCUUAUUCUCAAAAGGGUUAUGCUUCUGAGGCUCUUACCCUCUUUCUACACAUGUUAAGAUCAGGAACAAAACCUAAUGAAUUCACUUUUGCGACUGUACUUACUUCAUGCACAGGUUCUCCUGGAUUUGUCUUCGGAAGACAAAUCCACUCACUUAUCAUUAAAUCAGAUUAUGAAUCUCAUAUCUUUGUUGGAAGCUCACUUCUCGACAUGUAUGCCAAAGUUGGAAAAAUUCAUGAAGCUCAUGAUGUGUUCAAAUGCAUGCCAGAAAGGGAUGUAGUUUCUUGUACUGCUAUAAUCUCUGGUUAUGCUCAACUGGGUUUUGAUGGAGAGGCAUUGGGGCUAUUUCGCCAGCUUCAAAAGGAAGGAAUGCAAUCAAAUUAUGUUACUUAUGCUAGUGUUUUAACUGCACUUUCUGGGCUUGCUGCUCUAGAUCAUGGCAAACAAGUUCAUAAUCAUGUUCUUCGCUGUGAAAUCCCCUCAUCUGUUGUCCUUCAAAACUCUUUGAUUGACAUGUACUCAAAAUGUGGAAACCUCAUUUAUUCAAGGAGGAUCUUCGAUACCAUGCCAGUGAGAACUGUUAUAUCCUGGAAUGCAAUGCUAGUGGGGUAUAGUAAACAUGGAAUGGGCAGAGAAGUGCUUGAUCUUUUCACUUUAAUGAGGGAAGAAAAUAAAGUCAACCCUGAUAGUGUCACAAUUUUGGCUGUGUUAUCUGGUUGCAGCCAUGGAGGACUGGAAGAUAGGGGGCUGGAUAUCUUCAAUGAUAUGGCCAAUGGUAAACUUGGAGUUGAACCAGAGAUUGAGCAUUAUGGUUGUGUUGUUGACUUGCUUGGUCGAUCUGGUCAAGUGGAAGAGGCUUUUAAAUUUAUCAAUGAAAUGCCUUUUGAGCCAACACCAGCUAUAUGGGGUUCCCUUUUAGGUGCCUGUAGGGUUCAUUCAAAUGUUGACAUAGGUGAAUUUGUGGGCCAUCGACUUCUAGAAGUUGAACCUGGAAAUGCUGGGAAUUAUGUUAUUCUUUCUAAUUUAUAUGCUUCAGUAGGAAGAUGGGAAGAUGUAAAAUCACUGAGAGAUCUGAUGUUGAAGAAGGCUGUAAUAAAGGAGCCUGGAAAAAGCUGGAUUGAGCUUGAUCAAAUACUCCACACUUUCCAUGCGAGUGAUCGUUGCCAUCCUAGAAGAGAGGAGAUAUUUGCAAAGGUGAAGGAGUUAUCAAUCAAGUUCAAAGAAGUUGGUUAUGUUCCUGAUUUAAGUUGUGUGCUGUAUGAUGUGGAUGAUGAGCAGAAGGAGAAGAUACUUCAAGGCCACAGUGAAAAAUUGGCUCUGACUUUUGGCUUAAUUGCCACCCCAAAAGGAGUGCCAAUCCGCAUUAUAAAAAACCUCCGGAUUUGUGUUGAUUGCCACAAUUUUGCUAAAUUGAUCUCAAAGGUUUAUGGAAGAGAAGUGUCGUUAAGGGAUAAAAAUCGUUUUCACCGAAUCAUUGGAGGGAGAUGUACUUGUGGAGACUAUUGGUAAGAAGAUCUUGGACUGUCAUAAUUGUCAUGGGCAAUCUGCCAGAAGGGAAGUAUUAGUGGUGGGUGCUAAAAAUGAUGAUGAGUGAUCAAAUGAAAUCCCACCAAUAAGUGGAAAGCAAAGGAACUAAAAGGGUGAAGUAAUGUUGAACUAAGCAAGAUUACAGGAUAAAGGUCUAGAACCGGCUUUUUUGAACAAAAAUGACGGUGAAGUUGAUUGUAGGGUUCUAGAUUAUUGAUCAACAUGGCAGGAUCUGGUAGUGACCGUAACACAUGGAAUGAAUUGGAGGAAUCUACCUGCAUACUUGCCUCAGAUAAUUUUACUUCCAUUUGGAGAUUGUUUAAAAAGGAUGUAUGGCAAGUUGCAUAUGGAUGGAGGGGCAAGUGGUGGGAUGAAAGUUGGAUCUACGCUUGGAAUGGAAUAUGGUUUGACAACACCUGUGAUACGUUCUUGUCUUGAACACGCGUCAUGUUAAUUAGUAGGUCAAGUCAAGAAUAUAUAUGCUUAAAGAACCUGUUAUAUAAUUGUAAUUGGUGUUUUUUAAGCAAGGGUAGUUAGGUCAUAGUCUAUGGUUUAGUAGC
Neltuma alba is the source of this 3076-nucleotide messenger RNA. Its product is annotated as putative pentatricopeptide repeat-containing protein At3g13770, mitochondrial. The record is from RefSeq and is a predicted model, not a curated record. Gene Ontology annotation, biological process: RNA modification. The transcript is spliced from 3 exons. The coding region runs from base 600 to 2498 and encodes 632 amino acids. Gene Ontology annotation, cellular component: mitochondrion. NCBI's taxonomy places the organism in Eukaryota, Viridiplantae, Streptophyta, Magnoliopsida, Fabales, Fabaceae. Gene Ontology annotation, molecular function: protein binding; zinc ion binding; RNA binding.